Molecule: messenger RNA, 1392 nt
Organism: Acanthosepion pharaonis
Lineage: Eukaryota; Metazoa; Mollusca; Cephalopoda; Sepiida; Sepiidae
Source: the annotation of a GenBank genome assembly
AUGACAUUAUUGUCCUUCUUUUUUUCUUUUGACUUUUCUUUUUUUAUAUUAUUAUUUCUUUUCUUUCUUUUAUUUUGUUUCAUUUUUCUUCAUUCCUCCAUCCAAUAUUGUCCUUUUUUUCUUUUACUUUUUCUUUUUUAUAUUACCAUUGCUUUCUUUCUUUUAUUUUUUGUUUCAUUUUUUCUUCAUUUCCUUACGUCAUUAUUGUCCUUCUUUUUUCUUUUACUUUUUUCUUUUUAUAUUACCAUUGCUUUCUUUUUUUUUAUUUUGUUUCGUUUUCUUCUUUCCUUACAUCACAGUAUUGUCCUUCUUUUUUCUUUACUUUUCUUUUAUAUUACCAUUGCUUUUCUUUCUUUUAUUUUGUUUCGUUUUCUUCAUUCCUUGUCACAGUAUUGUCCUUCUUUUUUUCUUUUACUUUUCCUUUUAUAUUACCAUUGCUUUCUUUUUUUUAUUUUGUUUCGUUUUUCUUCAUUCCUUAUAUCACAGUAUUUUCCUUCUUUUUUUCUUUACUUUUCUUUUUAUAUUACCAUUGCUUUCUUUCUUUUAUUUUUGUUUCGUUUUCUUCAUUCCUUCUUAGUAUUGUCCUUCUUUUUCUUUUACUUUUUCUUUUAUAUUACCAUUUUUCCUUUUCUUUUAUUUUUUUUCGUUUUCUUCAUUCCUUACAUGACAUUAUUGUCCUUCUUUUUCUUUUUCUUUUUUUCUUUUUAUAUUACCAUUGCUUUCUUUCUUUUAUUUUUUGUUUCGUUUUUCUUCAUUCCUUACAUGACAGUAUUGUCCUUCUUUUUUCUUUUACUUUUUUUCUUUUUAUAUUACCAUUGUCCUUUCUUUCUUUUAUUUUGUUUCGUUUUUCUUCAUUCCUCCAUCCUUCUUAUUGUCCUUCUUUUUUUCUUUGAAUUUUUUCUUUUUUAUAUUACCAUUGCUUUCUUCUUUUAUUUUUGUUUCGUUUUCUUCAUUCCUUACAUGACAGUAUUUCCUUCUUUUUCUUUGAUUUUUUCUUUUUAUAUUACCAUUGCUUUCUUUCUUUUAUUUUUGUUUCAUUUUCUUUUUUCCUUACAUGACAGUAUUUCCUUCUUUUUUUUUUUACUUUUCUUUUAUAUUACCAUUGUUUGUUUCUUUUAUUUUUUGUUUCGUUUUCUUCAUUCCUUUAUCUGUAUUGUUUUUCUUUUUUCUUUUACUUUUUCUUUUUAUAUUACCAUUGCUUUCUUUCUUUUAUUUUUGUUUCGUUUUCUUCAUUCCUUACAUGACAGUAUUGUCCUUCUUUUUUCUUUGACUUUUUCUUUUUAUAUUACCAUUGCUUUCUUUCUUUUAUUUGUGUUUCGUUUUCUUCAUUCCUUACACGUCUGUAUUGUCUUUCUUGUUUUCUUUUACUUUUUCUUUUUAUACUACCAUUGA